AUGGCAUCGAGCUCAAUACCAAAAAAGAUCAGAAAUGCUGGAAUCCUUAUUAUAGGAGACGAGGUUUUGAAUGGAAAGAUUCUCGAUACUAAUUCGUACAAUUUUGCUCGCUUCUGCUUCAACCAAUUAUCGAUCCCAUUAAAGAGAACAAUUGUUUGCGGUGACGAUGAAGCUGACAUUAAACAAUCUUUGGAUGUAUUGUUGAAGCAGGAUAAUCUUGAUUUUGUUGUCACAUCGGGUGGGUUAGGAAGCACUCAUGACGAUAUAACGUAUGAAGUGUUGGCGGAUUAUUUUGGGUUGGAUUACAAGAUUGACGACCAGGUUGUCGAGAGAAUGAAGUCUCUUCGCGGAGAUUAUUUGACAAAAUUGGAUAAAGAUCAAUUAAGUGCGUUUUACAGAAUGGCAACAUUACCCACAUCUAGAGCUGGGUGCAAAAUUAGCACAAACAACUUAUUCUUUGACGAUAGUCUUUGGUUCCCAAUUCUUGAGAUUGACGAGCGUGUUUAUGUCUUGCCCGGUGUUCCGCAAUUAUUCACUAGACUCUUAAAUGAUAUGAAGCAGCACUUGCAAAAUCGAGUAACUUCGUUAAAGCUUAGUCGCAGAUAUGUAGUUACAAAAUCAGGCGAGACACAGAUUGCUCCAUUUUUAACAAAGCUUCAACAAGAAUGUAAUGCCACAUAUGGAAACGGUACUAUCAAGCUAGGAAGCUACCCGCACAUGGAGCUGAAAAUGAAUACCAUUAGUGUUGUGGGUAAAAAUGAUACCCCUGGGGAUAGCUUGGAUGAUGUAAUUACACAAUUACUUGAGAAUAUCGGAGGCGAGGCAAAAGAGAUCUCACAGGCAGAGGAGGAUCAAUUGAAAUGA
Molecule: messenger RNA, 864 nt
Organism: Lodderomyces elongisporus
Lineage: Eukaryota; Fungi; Ascomycota; Pichiomycetes; Serinales; Debaryomycetaceae
Exons: 1
Coding region: 1-864 (287 amino acids)
Source: RefSeq, a predicted model, not a curated record